This is a messenger RNA of Haplochromis burtoni (Burton's mouthbrooder), 22417 nucleotides long. It is a transcript of the gene wdfy3, whose product is annotated as WD repeat and FYVE domain containing 3. Gene Ontology annotation, molecular function: protein binding; metal ion binding. Lineage: Eukaryota; Metazoa; Chordata; Actinopteri; Cichliformes; Cichlidae. The transcript has 67 exons. The record is from RefSeq and is a predicted model, not a curated record. Bases 8586 to 19301 code for a protein of 3571 amino acids.
CGAGAGGAGGAUGCUGUUAGGAGGAAAAUCGGCGCUGGGAUCUGGCUACAUGCUCGGCUUAUUUGGAUGUUGAGGAAACAUGGCGACCGGCGAAAGGAAGGAGAGGGAGCAGCAACCACUUUGGGAUUAACGCAUCGUUUGAGACAUAUGGAUAUACACGGAGUGCCCCGUACCGACUUAAUUCACACAUUGGAGGUUAUCUUCAACGCUCACACCGACGCAUUUUGCCGCAAACGCUGCUUACUGGUGAGUAGAUGGCGGGUACACCAAAGACGCUCUCCUCUCUGGAAGUGGCUAGUUAGCAAAUGUGUGCUAGCUGCUUUAGCAUGCGAGUUAGCAUGGGCUGGAAUGUGCAUCUCGGCUGAACUACAGUCCGCACCGUUAUCGCUGGUGUUAGCAUGACAGUGGCAACCUCGGGAAAAAUACAACGAACCCGCGGUAACUGUGGAAACACCAGCUGCCAUCUUUAUUUGCAGUAAAGUUAUUGAAGGCCGUACAUUUGAAGGAACGUCACCCGUUUAGCUUGACAGUUGAGGUUCAGAUAAGCCGACGCUAGUGAUCAGCUGGUCGCUAGCUGCAUGUUGUGGGCUAGCGUAGCUGCAAACUGAGGGGAUUGCUGGUUGGUUGUGUUUUCACUCACUGACGGUGGAGCUGAGUCCUAAAGCAGGACUUUAACAGAUCGCAGCCAUUGGAAAACACACAGGACCGCUGGUAAUUAAAACGUUCGGGGUACGUGUGCAGUAUGUCGCUUUGGAUAAACGCAUUAUUUUUUUAUUAGAGGUGGCUAAAUCGGGUUGCAGUGAGUGUUUCAUAGUAGCUGGUCUUUAAGGGGCAAAUUCGCAAUGACUGGCAAAGCUAUAGCGGUCACAUCGUCCUCAUUUUACGGUCUGCUCUGCGCCUGAUGUGCAGCAGUCACCUGUGUGUGCGCAUUGUCCCUGAGUGUAUGGCUAUCUGCCCGGAUGCCUGCACACAAGCUAACCACCUCCCAGCAGGAUGGGGCAGAAAACUUGUUUCAUGCUGGGGCACUGUGAAAGGUGCGGUAUGACAUGUACACAAAUACACACGAUACAAUUAAAAGCUACAUAACAUUUCUGCUUGUGACUUGUAAAGGUGGGGGGUGGGGGGCUGAACUGUCAUCCAGCAGCCACUAGAAAUAGCAGUGAAUAUGUAGAGGUCUGUUAUUGCAGUGAACUGGUAAGUGAGCAUCAUUGGAGUCUAAUCUAAUCUUAAAAACCUGAUUAGUUGAGGUGGCUGUUGAUGGCUGUGCUAAACUCAAUUUCUGAAUUGAGUUUAUAUCUACAUAGAGAGCUGUGUGUGAAUAAAUAACAGUCUCUGUGUUCUAGCAUUGGAAGCAGGAAGCCCUGAGUGUAUGUCGGUGUUUGUCAUGUACUGUAUGGUGAGUGUUUUUUCCUCAUAAAAGUUAAGUUACCAAGCAAGCAAACUGGCUGUAAUUCAGAAAUAAUACUAGGAUAAUUAGUCUAAAAAGUAGGCUUGGAGGGGUUUGGAAAAAUUACUUCAUUGGCUUUUGGAUCUUGUGUUGACUAUUUUUUGUGAGUAUUUGCUGUGUGCCAGAAUAGGCAGCAGGGUUUGUCCUGCAUAAAAACAUUUAGUGCCCCCAACCCCCAAAAGAGGUUUUGGUGUUCACCAACAGGAAACUCACCAGGGCUGCAGUGAAAUAGUUUAUAACCAAUUUGUUUACGUGUGAUUUUAAUUUAGUUAACAGUAAAAUCACUUUUGUUUAACAAAUGGUCCGAAAUAAAAGGAAAAUGAAUGGACCUCUGAUAACACUGACUGGUUAUUUUAAACUAUAUGUGGACCUCUUGUGCAUAGUCACCCCUAAAAGACCUUUUUUUGAGCCAAGAAAAACACUAAAAGCACUGCCAUGCCUUUCAGUGGAGGGAGAAAAGGAUACCCAAACAUGGGGAGAACUCGCACUCUCCACACAGAAAGGUCCUACCUAUGUUUGAAUUUAGAUCUUUCAUGCUGUGAGGCAACCACUGAGCUACUGUGCUGACAGUUGAUCAGUUAGUCCUUAAAAGUCCUUUACAGACACGUUCUUAAGCCUUACCCGGCAGCUUUUAUCACUGCAGUGCAGCUUUCUUUAUCGGACUGCUCUGCAUAAACACUGCAUCACAUUGAAUAAUUUGAAAACUCGAGGCACAGAAACCCGAUUGCUGCUAACUACCAGUAACCGAAUUAUUCCUUAACUUUGUUCUGUCCAUGUGCAAACCCAAACAGUUAGCUAAAGCUCUCCCCCAAGUCACCUGAGAAUUAUUUCUUCUUUAUUAUUGUUUGGAAAACUUCUUGGACUUUAGUGCUGUCCAUGUGAGGUAAUUGUACUGCCUUUUCCACAUAUAAUACCAUUAGUGACACUCAUAUAGUUUAUUUCAUCUGUAAGGAGUAACCCUGUUACUUUUUUUAGCUACAAAAAAGCAAAUGGGUUACACUUCUGGGCAGCAAUACUGUCACAUGCAAAUUUCUAUGCUGUAAAAUACAGCAGCGUUGGCAAGAAGGCUUAGUGGUGUUCUGCCUCCAGUUAGUUAGACCCGGUCUACCAAGCGUUUGUCAAGUUCCCCUUUUGUUGUGAUUUACUGAGGUGACUCAAGACCUGCCAGCAUUUGGUGGUGCAGUCUUGACUGUGUAGCCUCCGGGUCUUCCUUUCUUCUGUUUUUCUCUCACGGUGAUUCAGGGCUAACAGGCACUGAAACUUUGAACCUUUUAUCAUUGGUUAUCCAGAGUUUACUCCCCGGGGCUACAACAGGGCUUACUUUGACCUAAAUACAAUUAGGAAAAAAUGAACCCUGUUGGAAUUAUAAGGAUUUCUACAUUGAUUAUUCAUAAAGUGUGUUCUGAUUUUCAUCUAAGCCAUAAUUAUACAAACAGGGAGACAGCUGUUCUUUUCAUGCAUUUAUUAAACCCAACAGCAUACAUUUGUCCUCGCUCUGCAGCUGUAGAUUGUUGUUGUUUUGCUAUUUUGGGGGGUAAGGGAGAUUAAGUGGUUAAUCCUGUAAGUAUUUGAUUGUUUGGACAGUGCCUUAUGUCUCCCGAAUGUCAGCAUAAAUGCUGGCCUAAAUGAAUUUGUUUACUCAUUUCCUCUCUGCUUUGCUUGCUUUUAUAACGGUCAGCUAUUAAGAAUCAUUCCCAAGGAUCUGCAAUAGAUUAACAGUAGUUUUCCAGUGUGAUGACAGUUUGCUUUGUUAUGGCCAUCAUCCACACUCUGAUAACAAAUGGAGAUUUUGCUUCAGCUAGCUAUUUGUAGUGUAGGAAUCCUACUUGGUUUUCCAAAGCUAUUCUUGCAUUAUAUAUGCGUUAUCAGCCCCAAUACAGUUUUUACAACUUUUAUGUCAGGGUUUUAGGUAAGUAACAGUUAUAUAUUUGGUUAACACCAAGUUAUAGUUAACUAAAAUUAAAACACAACAGAGUAUGAAAGAAAGAGUCUAGUGAACUAACUGUAUAUGUUCUUGUGGUGACCUUUGAGAAUAAGGGAGCAGCCAAAGUGGCUUCUAUGUUCAAAUUUGUGAGUACAACCAGCACAAAGAAGUACUACUACAAAGUAUUGUUGUCUUUUACAGUUCUGAACAUCAUAAUUACUGCAUUACAAUCUACCAUUAUACAAACAAAAACUGACCCUUAAAAAUAAUUAAAUCUUAACUAAAAGCAGGCAUUUUGUUUCUCAGCAUGGGCAUUUGGGCGAUGACUGUGCACAUAAAUACACGUGUCUGCAUAUAUUUAAGACCUUUAAGAGUCAUUUUUCCUGGUAUUUCUGUCCGUGUGAUGGGCAAAGUUUACUUUAUUCUUGAGUAAAUUGAAACCUCGGUAGAGAAGGUGGUGAAAAAUCCUUUCUUUCUUUUGGAGGAAUGUCAAAGGCUCUUUGGUGGAUGCAGGACAAACCCUGUAAAACUAAACAUAAAGUAAACUGAAACAAGCAAACCCACUCUGGAGGAUAACUGAAACUAUAGCAUUUUUGAGUGUUACACCAAAGGUUCAGAUUAAACCUAAGCAAAGAUCCUAGACUAACAAAUUGAAUAUCACCAUUAGAGAUUUUAUUUUUACCUGCUAUCUGCUUUUGUGUGGUGGGAUGGGAGCUGUGGGGUGUAUCCUGUACUUUGUGAGGCUCUUAUUAUUGAUUAAGUGUAGCCGGGCAGCUGCAUUAAAGUCUUGUGGAUGAUGCAGCUCAAGGCCAAUGCUGAUUUUCCUUUCAGUGCACCGACUGAGCUUUCUCAGGCCAUUCAAAUGCAUCACACACAAAACAAUAUGGCCUGAGUUGCUGGUGUGUUAGGCUUGUCGGUAUAAGCCCACGUCAAACAACAGACUUAAGUCGCAGCUUACUAGUUGUCAUCUUUCAUGAGAAGACGCAGCACGCACUAAUAAAGCACAAGAGGAUCAAUCUUAAUUAGCACUCGAGGGAAGGGCCUGCACAUCCUAUUAGUGACACUACACAUGUGCUGUGCACAUAUAGUUUGUGUCUAUGUUUUGUCUCGCACCAUUGGAUUACAUCAAGUUGAUGACAUGAUAAAACAGAACACUGCAGAUUUUUAAAAUGUUUAAGGGUUUAUUCACCUGAAACUUUGAAUUCAGGUGUUAACUUUUCAGUCCCAUUGUCAUAGGUGUAAUAUUAUAGGGAGUUUAUUAUUGUAGGGUCUUAACCUGAGAAUAUAAAGUGCCUCAAGCCAGUCGUUGUUGUUAUUUGAUGUUAAAUAAAUAAAACUGAAUUUCACUGCAUUGAAUUGAAUUAAAAUUUAGGUCCUUACCAUGCACUCUGCUUUUAUAAACAUUUGUGAAAGAAUGAGUCAUUCUAAAGCGCUCACUGAAUUUGAAAGGUGGCUCUGUAAAAAGAUGCCACAACGAGACAGUUUGUGAAGGUUCUCAUCUCGUUUUAAUUCCACAGCCAACUGUAAGUGGUGGUAGGUGGCCCAGUGCUUAAGUUCAUAGAAUCUAUUUUCAGUCAGUCAGAUAAACCACAAUCACCUCACUUACUAGUCUACACAGCUGUUAAUCCACAGCUGAAAAUGUGCCCCUAAUAAAAGAACUAUUUACUUCUGUUUGAGUAGUGUUGAGGGAAAAAAAGGCCAGCUGUUUUAUAAAUCGGUGAACCUUUUAUUAAAGUAGAACUAUAAAAGUGUACUUCCUCAAAAAUGGGCUGAGGGCUACAGAAAAUCAGAGUGUAUAAAGAGACGGUCUUACUUUUCAUUGAGCAUUAUGAACAUUACCGUAGCUUAUGAAUUGAUAAAUAAGUGUUUCAACUCUUUCGUAAAUCAUAAAAAAAGUAACCACCUCUAUUAUUGGUAAAUGCCAUGUAACCAUAGCUUGUAUGGAAAAUAGAUGCACCCACUGUGACCUCACCCACUGGUUUUGGACUUCUGCCAUAGUGACAGCAGCCAGUAUUGUGUUUUUGUUUUGUGUUUUUUCAGCUGUAGGUGACCAUAUUUGGAUACGAGGGUGCAGUACAAGUUAUUGGCUAAUCAGUGAACCAGUACUGAUGCAGAUAUUCAGCCAGUAUGUCAGGACAUCCUAACUUCAGUACUUGAAGGUGUUUUUGUAGUAUUUUUAGUUUUAUCCCUACACAUAUUAUAUGAAGUAAGUGGUUAUUUUUUAUGACCUGAAGCUGCUUAUGUCAGCCACAGAGUUGGAUAUUGAUGAUAUAUGAGAUUGGAGUAAUGCCUUAUAUACAGUCUGCUGUUUUAUUGGACGACUGAAGGAGAGAGAUUUCCACAGGUCUUUUUAUCACCACAGUUUAAUUGGCUGUAAUUUUCAUGGCCCACACUCUGUCUGUAACUGCAUGGCAGUAACAGUUUGGACUCAAGAUGAGCUUAAAUGUUGGUGCUGUUGUAUGUGAUUCAUGAUUAUUAGUGGUGCUCAUUGAAGCUAUAAUAAAAUGUUGGAUUAUAUUCUCACUUUUGAUUCAUACGAAAACGAUAAUCUCACCGCAACUGCAGAGUGAUUGGAGUUGGUGCAGAUCUCUUAAGGUUUUUAACACAACAGGUCGCACAGUUAAGCUACUGCUAGCAUACAUUUCUUUUUUCUUUCAUUUAACCUUGGAAGUGUGAUAUUGUACAGCAGGUUUCGUUCAGCGAGGUGGAUCUGUGAUCCGUUUCCCCUGCUAGACUCGUUUCAGUAUGAUCCCGUCCUUCACAUUUCACCAUCUUCUUAGUGAAGCGUUAAUGUCUCUAGCUGUCAGCAUGCUCCAUUACAGUCUCUUGUAGAGGUUUCUGAACUUUUCAAGGCCAAUUUUCAGGUCAGGAAAUUCCCAUAAUCACUGCACCUAAACAGCUGUGAUGUGAAUCUCAGUGUGACAUACUAAUUCUGCAGGACUGAAACUAAUGGAAAUUUUCACUGUCAAUUAAUUUGACAUUUAUCUCCUCAUGUGGUCUAUUAAGCCACAGGACAUUGUGAAAAAUGUUUCAAUUGAUAAUUUGGAGUUUUAAAAAAAGCUAUUUUUUUCUUAACCCAAAGAUAUUCAAUUUACAAUUUCAAAAAAGGAAAGGAAGAAAAUUCUCAUGUUUAAGAAGCUUGAGUCAUAAAAAAUGUGGUAUUUUAUUUUGAUAAUAGAUUUAAGGGAAUUAUUAACCACCAAGCAUGUUCCUGGAGACUAAUUUACUGGUCCUUUAAGUUGGAGGAAAAAAAUCACAUUACUCAACUAGUAUAGUUCAUUGCUCAUAUAUUUAAAAGUCAUUCUUCAGUAAAUGUUGCUGAAAUACUUGACAGCUUGCACCAUACACAACAUUGCAUGCACACAAUGUCAGCAAAGGAUGUAUUUUAAUUUUUUUAAAUAGAUAUCCUGCCCAGUGCAACAGUUCGUCAGCAUAAUCGAUGAGGUCGACUAUAAAAAUUCGUUGCCGCAUAAUUAAACUACAGGACACUAUGGGGCAGUCUCGCCUGUAUUGUUUGCCAAGACUGCACUCAGUGCUAAGAAGAAGAACGCAGCAUGAACGGCAAAACAGCGGGACGAUAAAAAAUGGAAAUGGAGAAUUGAAAAGAUGCCUUUUUGAUUUCAUUUAAAGCUUUAUUUGAAUGGACAGAAGCGAUUUUAGUUUCCUAUUUGCACAUUCAUUUUAAACUCCUACCAGCACUUGUAACUUGUAUUACCUGCAAUCUUUAUUUAUUUCAUUUUUAUUCUGAUUGUAAUAUUGAGUAAUGCUAAAAAUACAUUUGAUUAUUAUUAUUUGAUUCACAUGUUUCUUGGGUCAUUACUUUUAUUUGCUGUGGGACGAUGUAAACAGGGUGAUAUUCCCAGUUGGGCAGACUUGAGCAGGAGGUUUGCACAUAGGAAUCAGAGAUAAGAGUUAUUGAAAUAAUUGUUGACUAAUCAAAGAAAAAUUGUCUAAUUAGUUGACUAUAAGAAUAAUCUUUAGUUAUAACUAAUAGCUAAUAUUGAAGCACAAAGCUGGACUGAAAGACAGCACAGAGGCACGUAUCAUGGCAGCACAGGAACAAGCUCCAAACACAAGAUCAAUUGAGGCUGGGGUCUGCCACACCAGGCCAGGUGCGAAGAUGCCCCUGAGACAAUCCAGCAGUGAUAGAUGUAGCUAUACCAAGUGAUAGCAACAUCAGGAAGAAGGAACACAAGAAGCUUGAGAAAUACCAAGCCCUGGGAGAGGAGCUAUAGAAGAUAUGUAGAGUGGAGGCAGUGGUCUCAGUCGUAAUCGGAGAACUAGGAAUGCCAAAGAUACUGUGCAGGGCCCUCAAUAACAACAAUGCUGUUGGCUAACAUGUUUGAUGUUUUAUUGUUGGGUGGCUCUUUGGGGUCAAAAAUGGGAUAACCAACAUCUUUAUCAUUACAUUAUUCCUGCAUAGAUUUAUGUUCAGGGAACUUAGACUGCCCAGUCUCCUUACAGUGUGUAUGUGCUGACUAGUGAGGAAAGCAUUGUUUAAACAUCUAGUCACACACAUUCCUAUUAACCACUAAAUUAUUAAAAUAGCAGUCUGUUUUUAAUAAUUUUAGCCCUUUUCUGUUUUUAAGAACAUUAUCGGGUAUUAAUAUUUCAGUUGCCUACUACAAACCCUUUGGUGUGACAUGUGUAGAUUAAUUGAGAUGCUUUUUUCAUUCCCUGUUCUUGUCCCCGAAAGCACACCACAUAAUAAUGCAAAGUUAAUGUGAGCUGUCGGAGCUUGGAUGUACAGGAUGGCGACCGAAAUGGCCAGAAAAUGAAUUUUUAAUGAUGCUCACUGCUGUGAGUUCUGCCUCCCACUCCUCCUCCCCGUUUCUUGUGGUAAUGGUAUGUUCCUGUCGUCGUUGAGGCCAAAGCCCGCCCUCCUUUCCUCCCCUCCUCUUUCUCCAAAGCCCUGUACACCCCACCCGGUGUCAGGGGGGGAUCAGCUGUGCCAGUCCCGGCAGACCACACACACACACAUACAUACAUACACACACAGUGCUGACUGGCGAACAAAGCCACUGGUACUGCCAAUAAAGGCGAGCCAUGCCUCCGCGCUUCUCCUCUCCUCUCCUUACGCUGCUGUGAGGGGAAGGCAUGACACCAUUGCCAUCGCCUCUCUGUUUCAGGAAGACACUGUUGUUGGGAGGAAGAGCGGCUGGUCUUUGGCUCAUGGUGGAAUAUUCUUGUCUCUUCUUCUGUUGAUGAGUUGAGAUGCUGGCGGAGCGCAGAGAGAAUAGCAGGGCUGCCUUUGCCCUGACAAAGCCGCUCAAGAUGAACAUGGUGAAAAGGAUCAUGGGGCGGCCGAGGCAGGAGGAGUGCAGCCCCCAGGACAACGCGCUGGGCCUCAUGCACCUGCGACGCCUCUUCUCCGAGCUGUGCCACCCUCCUCGCCACAUGACCCAGAAGGAGCAGGAGGAGAAGCUCUACAUGAUGCUUCCUGUAUUUAACAGGGUGUUUGGGAACGCACCUCCCAGCAGCAUGAUGGAGAAAUUCUCCGACCUGCUGCAGUUCACCACCCAGGUGUCCCGACUCAUGGUGACUGAGAUCAGACGAAGAGCCUCCAAUAAAUCCACAGAGGCAGCCAGUCGAGCCAUAGUCCAGUUCCUGGAGGUGAAUCAGAGUGAGGAGGCGAGCCGCGGCUGGAUGCUUCUAACCACCAUCAACCUGUUAGCUUCCUCCGGACAGAAAACUGUGGACUGCAUGACGACCAUGUCUGUGCCCUCCACGCUCGUCAAAUGCCUCUACUUGUUCUUUGACCUGCCCCACAUGGCCGAGGCACCCGUAGGCCCCACGUCACAACCGCCACAACCACUACCACCACCACCACCUAGCCAAGAGAAGACGCCAGGGCAAGGGCACACCCAACCCGAGCUGCCCCUGGCUGACCGUAGGGCGCUCCUCCAGAAAGUCUUUGUCCAGAUCCUGGUGAAGCUCUGCACAUUUGUGUCUCCAGCGGAGGAGCUGGCCCAGAAGGAUGACCUGCAGUUACUGUUUAGUGCCAUCACCUCCUGGUGUCCUCCUCACAACCUGCCCUGGAGGAGGAGUGCUGGCGAGGUGCUCACCACCAUCUCCCGACACGGCCUCAGCGUCAACGUGGUCAAAUACAUCCACGAGAAGGAAUGCUUGGCUACAUGUGUUCAAAACAUGCAGCAGUCAGACGAUCUCUCCCCUCUGGAGAUCGUUGAGAUGUUUGCCGGCCUCUCCUGCUUCCUCAAAGACUCCAGCGACGUGUCGCAGACCCUGCUGGACGAUUUCCGAAUGUGCCAGGGUUACACCUUCCUCUGCGACCUCAUGCUCAGACUGGAACAGGCCAAGGAGGACGAAUCAAAAGAUGCUUUGAAGGACCUGGUCAACCUGGUCACCUGUCUGUGCACGUAUGGGGUGACGGAGUUGAAGCCUGCUGGCUUGACAACCGGCGCCCCCUUCCUGUUGCCUGGAUUUGUUCUCCCGCAACCUUCUGGGAAAGGCCAUACAGUGCGUAAUAUUCAGGCCUUUGCGGUGCUCCAAAACGCCUUUCUACGGGCCAAAACAAGCCGCCUGGCGUGCAUGCUCCUGGACGCCAUCGGAAACAUCUACGCAGCCGAGCCGGCCAACUAUUUCAUCCUAGAGUCGCAGCACACGCUGUCUCAGUUUGCAGAACGUGUGGCCAAGCUCCCCGAGGCUCAGACCAAGUACUUUGAGCUGCUGGAAUUUGUAGUGUUCAGCCUCAACUAUGUGCCGUGUAAGGAACUCUUCAGCGUUAGCGUGCUCCUCAAGUCGAGCACUUCGCACGCCUGCAGCAUCACCGCCGUACGGACGCUGCUGAAGCUGGCCAGGCACGACCCGGUGUUCAGCGACGUGCUGCGGGAGGUCGGACUGCUGGAGGUGCUGGUCAACCUGCUGCACAAGUACGCGGCAUUGCUCAAAGAACCGCCCCCACAACAGCAACCACACAGUAACGACCAAGCUGACUGCAAAAACAACACCGUGGCUGAGGAGCAGAAGCAGUUGGCCUGGCUGGUGAUGGAGACGCUGACUGUGCUCCUGCAGGGCUCCAACACCACCAACACUAACGCAGCUCUGUUCAGAGAGUUCGGUGGCGCGCGUUGCGUUCACAACAUCGUGAAGUACCGCCAGUGUCGCGAACACGCUUUGCUCAUCAUCCAGCAGCUUGUCCUGUCGCCCAGCGGCGACGAUGACAUGGGGACGUUGCUGGGCCUCAUGCACUCUGCACCGCCCAGUGAGCUGCAGCUGAAGACAGACAUACUGAGGGCUUUGUUAUCCGUGCUGCGAGAGAGUCACCGCACUCGGACGGUCUUCCGCAAGGUGGGCGGCUUCGUCUACGUCACCUCGCUUCUGGUGGCUAUGGAGCGCUCGCUGUGUCAGCCGCUGCGACACGGCUGGGAGCGCGUGAACCAGAACCAGGUUUUUGAGCUCCUGCACACAGUCUUCUGCACGCUCACCGCCGCCAUGCGCUACGAGCCAGCCAACUCGCACUUCUUCCGUACGGAGAUCCAGUACGAGAAGCUGGCCGACGCGGUCAGGCUGCUGGGCUGUUUCUCAGACACUAAGAAGCUGGGCCCCACAAGUGUGUUCCCCUCCAACGCUCAGCCUUUCCAGAGGCUCCUGGAGGACGAGGCUGUCCCUGGAGGCUGUGCAGGAGACAGCGUCUGCCCUACGCUCAAGCACUGCAGCAAGCUCUUCAUCUAUCUGUACAAGAUGGCCACAGAUUCUUUUGACAGUCGUGCGGAGCAGGUGCCUCCCUGCCUGACUCACGAGACCUCACUGCCCUCCCCGUGGGGCACGCCAGCACUCGCCAGGAAGAGACACGGUUACUACGGCACGUCGGGCCCCCCUGCACCAGCGAAAGCCCUGACUGACCUGAAGCUCCACUUAACGAACUCCUCCCACCCCAUUUCCUCAUCGUCCUCAACAGACAUGGUGGUCAUUCACCCAGGGGCCGUGCUGGCCAUGGUGGACCUGCUGCCCUCCGUCUCCUCUGACAGCCAGCCAGAGCAUGCCCUCGACCUGCAGCUGGCAGUCGCCAACAUCCUGCAGCUCCUGGUGAACAGCGAGAGGAACCAGCAGGUGUUGUGUGAAGCCUGCCACCAUCAGCGACUGUUGCAGCGCUGCAGCCAGGCCCUCAGCGAUGAAGACCACCCUCUGCACCCGCCGCUGCAGAGGAUGUUCGAGAGGCUGGCCUCGCAGGCCCUGCAGCCGAUAGCACUCAGGGAGUUCUUACGGCUCGGGAACCCGCUGAACUGUGGCGCCUGGGACAAGAAGCUGUUGAAGAACUACCGGGUCCACAAACCGAGCUCUCUCAGCUACGACGCCGAGAUGAGAAACAGCAUGACCACUUCCAUGGAGGGCUUCGGCCCCGACAGCGUCUUCACCACGCCGGCGGAGGACAAUGGCCAGUAUCGCAUCAGCCGCAGCCUCGUGCGCUCCGCUGAGGGCAGCACCGUACCCCUCACCCGAGUCAAGUGCCUGGUGUCGAUGACAACCCCCCAUGACAUUCGCCUGCACGGAUCAGCUGUUACACCUGCAUUCGUGGAGUUUGACAGCUCGCUGGAGGGCUUUGGGUGCCUGUUCCUGCCCAGCCUGGCGCCUCACAACGCCCCCACCAACAACACCAAUGCUUCAGGUGUCAGCGACGGAGCAGUGCUGAGCGGGAUGGGCACAGGCGAGCGCCUGUUUCCUCCCCCAUCAGGCCUGAGUUACUCCACUUGGUUCUGCGUGGAGAGGUUCAGCACAUCCCCUCAGGCCCACCCGGUGCGGCUGCUGACCAUCGUCCGUCGGGCCAACUCCUCGGAGCAGCAUUAUGUGUGCCUGGCUGUGGUGCUGUCAGCCAAAGACCGCUCGCUCACUGUCUCCACCAAGGAGGAGCUGCUGCAGACAUACUCAGCGGAUGAUUCUAGCGAAGAAGCCUCCUUCUACGAGAUCCUUCCCUGCUGCGCUCGAUUCCGCUGUGGCGAGCUGAUCGCCGAGGGCCAGUGGCACCACCUGGUGCUGGUCAUGAGCAAAGGCAUGCUGAAGAAUAGCAUGGCCACGCUGUACAUCGACGGCCAGCUCAUCAGCACUGUCAAGCUUCACUACAUCCACAGCGCUCCAGGCGGCUCCAGCUCCACCAACCCUCCUGUCGUCAGUACUGUUUAUGGGUACAUAGGGACACCCCCUGCCCAGCGCCAGCUCUCCAGCCUGGUGUGGCGUCUUGGGCCUACCCACUUCCUGGAGGAGUUCCUACCUGCCGCCAGCGUCGCUGCCAUUUAUGAGCUUGGACCCAACUACGUGGGCAGCUUUCAGGCCGUCUACCUCCCCUGUAAGGACUCCAAGGCGGAGGUAGCGCCGGCCUCUCCGGUGGUGCUGGUGCCAGAGGAGAAGGUGUCUUUCAGUCUGUAUGCGCUCUCUGUGUUGACUCUCACUGUGGCCAAAAUCAGGAAAAGCUACAACAAACUGGACAGCAAAGCCAUCGCCAAACAGCUCGCCGUGUCCUCUCAUGAAAAUGCCACUCCAGUAAAACUGAUUCACAAUGCCGCCGGUCACCUUAAUGGUCCCGCACGCACCAUCGGCGCUGCUGUGAUUGGAUAUUUAGGUGUUCGUGCAUUCGUGCCCAAACCUGUGGCCACCAACCUGCAGUAUGUGGGAGGGGCAGCGGCCAUUUUGGGUCUGGUUGCCAUGGCGUCAGAUGUGGAGGGACUGUAUGCGGCUGUCAAGGCUUUAGUGUGUGUUGUAAAAAGCAACCCGCUGGCCAGUAAGGAGAUGGAGCGCAUCAAAGGUUACCAGUUGCUGGCUAUGCUCCUAAAGAAGAAGCGCUCGCUGCUAAACAGCCACAUCCUCCACCUCACCUUCUCUCUGGUGGGAACAGUUGACAGCGGCCACGAAACCUCUAUCAUCCCCAACUCCACGGCCUUCCAGGACCUACUGUGUGACUUUGAGGUUUGGCUGCACGCUCCCUACGAGCUCCAUCUGUCUCUGUUCGAGCACUUCAUUGAACUGCUGACAGAAUCCAGUGAGGCGGCUAAAAAUGCUAAACUCCUGAGAGAGUUUCAGCUCAUCCCACGACUGCUGCUCACCCUGAGAGACACCACGCUGUCCCAGCCCACUGUCGCCGCCAUCAGCAACGUGCUCAGUCUGCUGCUGCAAGGCUUCCCCAACCCGUACGACCUGCUGCGGUUUGGCCAGUUCAUCUCCUCCACUCUUCCCACAUUUGCCGUGUGUGAGAAGUUUGUUGUCAUGGAAAUCAAUAAUGAGGAGAAGAUAGACGGAGGAAAUGAUGAUGACUUUGGUGGCCUCCUAUCAGCAAACCUCAUUCUGCUGAGAAAUCGACUGCUGGACAGCCUUCUUAAACUGCUUUUCACCACGAAAGAGAAGUGCACAGUUAAUGCCCAGGCGUGUGAGGAGCUGGUGCGAACGCUGGGCUUUGAUUGGCUCCUGAUGUUCAUGGAAGAACAUCUCCACUCCACCACAGUGACGGCAGCUCUGUGGAUCCUGGUGGUGCUGCUGUCCAAUCAGUCGAUCCUCAACCGCUUCAAAGAGGGCCUGUGCGGAGGAGGCUGGCUGGACCACACCGACUCCGUCCUGACCAAUAAGAUCGGCACAGUGCUGGGAUUCAACGUGGGUCGCAGUGCCGGCGGGCGCUCCACAUUGCGGGAGAUCAACCGGGACGCUUGCCAUUUCCCAGGAUUCCCUGUUCUGCAGACACUGCUGCCCAAACACACCAACGUACCUGAACUCUACUUCCUGCUCAUGGCUCUCUUCCUGCAGCAGCCUGUCAUCGAGCUCCCAGACAGCCUGCAGGUACAUUUUGAUCUGGACUCUAUCUGGACCUUCAUCUUUGGCGUGCCAGCAUCCAGUGGGACGGUGGUGGCCUCCAUCCAUAGCGUUUGUACUGAGGCUGCUUUCCUGCUGCUGGCCAUGCUGCGCAGCAUGCUUAACCUGCCUUGGCAGUCAGAGGAGGAAGGUUCCUGGCUCAGGGAGUACCCAGUAACACUCAUGCAGUUCUUUAGAUACCUUUACCACAACGUGUCCGACCUUGCACCAAUGUGGCACAGCCCAGAGUUCCUCUGUGCCCUGGCAGCCGCUGUCUUUCCCUUCAACAUCAGACCGUACUCUGAGAUGGUCAGUGAUUUGGACGAUGAAGCGAGUUCUCCCACCGAAGAGUUCAAAGCCUUCACUGGGGACUCUGGCAUGAACCGCAGCCAGUCUGAAUACUGCAACGUGGGCUCCAAGACGUCCCUGACCAACCACCCGGCCAAAAAAUAUGUCUUUGACUUCAUGAGGGUUCUGAUCAUGGACAACCUCUGCAUGACCCCAGCCAGCAAGCAGACACCCAUUAUUGAUAUGCUGCUGGAGGCUUCCCCGGAGCGCUCCACCAGAACUCAGCAGAAGGAGUUUCAGUCCAACAUCCUGGACAGCGUCAUGGAGCAUCUACUGGCUGCUGAUGUUCUUCUAGGCGAAGAUGCCUCGUUGCCCCUCAGCAGCGGGGGCAGUUAUCAGAUUUUGGUCAACAACGUCUUCUACUUCACCCAGCGGGUGGUGGACAAGCUGUGGCAGGGCAUGUUCAACAAGGACUCCAAGCUGGUGGUGGAUUUCAUCGUGCAGCUCAUUGGACAGUCCAAGAGGCGUUCGCAGGGACUUUCUCUCGACACUAUCUACCACUGUCUGAACCGGACGGUGCUCUACCAGCUCUGCCGACCCCACAAGACGGUAGCACAGCAGGUGGCCCUGCUGGAUGCCCUGCGGGUCCUGACCGUCAACCGCAACCUGGUGCUCGGGCCAGGCAACCACGACCAGGACUUUGUGGCCUGCCUAGCUCACUGCUUCAUCUGCCUGCACAGCGGGAGUAGUGUGGACGGCUUCGGUUUGGAGGCGGAGGCCAGGAUGACGACCUGGCACGUCAUGAUGCCCGCGGAGAACGAGUCUGACACCACGCACAGCCACGACGUCAGCGAGGGGCGGCAGCUCCUGCUGAAGGCGGUGAACCGUGUGUGGACGGAGCUGAUGCACAGCAAGCGCCAGAUGCUGGAGGACAUCUUCAAAGUGUCUCUGCCCUGCAAUGACAGAGGACACGUGGACAUCGCCACAGCCCGUCCCGCUUUGGAAGAGCCGGCCCUGAAGAGCUGGCAGAACCACCUGGUUCAUGAGAAAAAGUACAUCAGUCGUGGGGAAGCAGUGGCACCAGCGACUCAGUCCAAACUGUCCAGAGUCAGCAGCGGCUUCGGCCUCUCCAAGCUGACCGGCGUCCGGCGCAACAAGAAGGAGAACAGCCUGAAUAAGAACAGCCUGUCUGCACAGGAGACUUUCCAGUGGAUGUUCACACACAUCGCUGUUGUCCGGGACUUGGUGGCCAUGCAGUACAAGGAAUAUCAAGAGCGGCAGCAGAACGCCCUCAAGUACGUGACGGAGGAGUGGGCAUCCAUCGAAUACGAGCUGCUGCGUGAACGAGGCCUCUGGGGCCCGCCAAUCGGCUCCCACUUGGACAAGUUUAUGCUGGAAAUGACGGAGGGGCCCUGCCGAAUGAGGAAGAAGAUGGUCCGCAAUGACAUGUUUUACAUCCACUACCCGUACGUCCCAGAGACGGAGACCAACACCAACUCAGCACAGAAACCUCUGCGUUACCGCCGCGCCAUCAGCUACGACAGUAAGGAGUAUUUCAUGCGUUUGCUGUCCGGAAACCCCGGCAUGUACCAGCACUCUGUAGAGCACAGCACCGAGGGAGAGACCACGCACCAAGAGCUGGAGCACGGAGAGGACACCAUCGCUAAAGUCAAAGGCCUGGUGAAGGCUCCACUGAAGAGGUCGCGGUCCACAGCGGACGGUGCAGAUGAGGACAGUCAGGACCAGCUUCAGGAGCAGCUAUUAGAGUCAGGAGGCCCCGAAGAGGAGCAGAAGACUGACAACACGUCCCUGCUGAGACUCCUGGAGGAGGGAGAGAAGAUUCAGCACAUGUACCGCUGUGCCAGAGUGCAGGGUCUCGACACCAGCGAGGGUCUGCUGCUGUUUGGGAAGGAGCACUUCUACGUCAUCGACGGCUACACCAUGACCGUGUCCAGGGAGAUCAGGGACAUCGACACGCUGCCACCCAAUAUGCACGAGGCCAUCAUCCCCAGAGGAGCGAGACAAGGACAGAGCCAGUUAAAGAGAACCUGCAGCAUCUUUGCCUACGAAGACAUUAAGGAGGUUCACAAGAGGCGCUACCUGCUGCAGCCCAUGGCGGUGGAAGUCUUUUCAGCGGAUGGGAGAAACUACUUGCUAGCCUUCCAGAAAGGAGUUCGCAACAAGGUUUACCAAAGGUUCUUGGCGGUGGUGCCCUCGCUGGCUGACAGCUCCGAGUCUGUUUCAGGCCAGAGACCCAACACCAGCGUGGAACAAGGAUCUGGACUUCUCAGCACGCUGGUUGGUGAGAAGUCAGUGACUCAGAGAUGGGAGCGAGGAGAGAUCAGUAACUUCCAGUACCUGAUGCAUCUGAACACCCUGGCCGGACGCUCCUACAACGACCUGAUGCAGUAUCCGGUGUUCCCCUGGAUCCUGGCCGAUUACGACUCAGAGGAGCUGGACCUCACCAACCCAAAGACAUUUCGUAACCUCGCCAAGCCGAUGGGCGCACAGACUGACACCCGGCUAACGCAGUACAAGAAGCGGUACAAGGACUGGGAAGACCCCAACGGUGAAACCCCGGCGUACCACUACGGCACUCACUACUCGUCAGCCAUGAUUGUGGCCUCCUACCUGGUCCGGAUGGAGCCCUUCACACAGAUUUUCCUCAGACUUCAGGGAGGACACUUCGACCUGGCUGACAGGAUGUUCCACAGCGUUCGUGAAGCCUGGCUCUCUGCUUCCAAACACAACAUGGCCGACGUCAAGGAGCUCAUCCCGGAGUUCUUCUAUCUGCCCGAGUUCCUGCUAAACUCCAAUAACUUUGACCUGGGUGCCAAGCAGAAUGGGACCAAACUGGGUGACGUCAUUCUCCCAACCUGGGCUAAGGGCGACCCCCGGGAGUUCAUCAGAGUCCACAGAGAGGCGUUGGAGUGCGACUACGUAUCGGCCCACCUCCACGAAUGGAUCGACCUGAUUUUCGGCUACAAGCAGCAGGGCCCUCCGGCUGUGGAGGCGGUCAACGUCUUCCACCACCUCUUCUACGAGGGUCAGGUGGACAUCUACAACAUCAACGACCCGCUCAAAGAGACGGCCACCAUCGGCUUCAUCAACAACUUCGGACAAAUCCCCAAACAGCUGUUCAAGAAGCCCCACCCUCCUAAACGGGUACGCAGUAAAGCCAACGGCGACGUUGCCGGCGUUCCUCCGAGCUCCAACAGCGACAAGAUUUUCUUCCAUCACUUGGACAAUCUCAGACCUUCUCUUGCACCAGUUAAAGAGCUGAAAGACCCUGUGGGACAGAUUGUGCCCACUGACAAGGGCAUCCUCGCUGUAGAGCAAAACAAAGUUCUGGUUCCUCCCACCUGGAGCAAGACCUUUGCCUGGGGUUACGCCGAUCUCAGCUGCCGCCUGGCUAACUAUGACUCCGACAAGGCGCUGGUGGUGUACGAGUGUCUGUCAGAGUGGGGCCAGAUCUUCUGUGCCAUAUGUCCAAACCCAAAGCUGGUUAUCACCGGCGGCACCAGCACCGCCAUCUGUGUGUGGGAGACGGGAACCUCAAAGGAGAGGGCAAAGUCACUUACGCUCAAACAGGCGCUGCUUGGCCACACGGACGCCGUGACGUGUCUGACGGCGUCUUCGGCGUACCACAUUGUCGUCAGCGGCUCACGGGAUCGAACUUGCAUCAUCUGGGACCUCAACAAGCUCUCCUUCGUCACGCAGCUCAGGGGGCACCGAGCGCCCGUCUCGGCUCUGUGCAUCAAUGAGCUGACGGGGGACAUCGUGUCCUGCGCGGGCACCUACAUUCACGUGUGGAGCAUCAACGGCAGCCCCAUCGCCAGCGCCAACACCUUCACUGGCCGCAGCCAGCAGAUCCUCUGCUGCUGCGUGUCGGAGAUGAACGAGUGGGACACGCAGAACGUCAUUGUCACCGGGCACUCAGACGGCGUUGUGAGGUUUUGGAGAAUGGAGUUCCUCCAGGUACCAGAAACACCUGCUCCUGAGCCUGUAGAGCCAGAUGUGCCUGACUGCUGCGCUGACGAGAAGAUUGAGGGCGGUGAGAGUCACAAUGGUGAUGAUGACAGCAGUGAGUCGGAUGCAGACGAGCCCAGUCUGAGCCAAGAGCCCAGAGCGCCACGCAACCCCUCGACAGGUGGAGGCAGCCAGCCGGGUAGCACCGUCCACAGACCCAGAGGUCCCUCGGCCCGAGCAGGAGCAUCUUGGUCGAUGGACAGCGGCUCUGACGAUUCUCACCGCUGGUCAGACACCCUCAGCAUCGACGAGAAGGACGGAUUCGUGUUUGUAAAUUACUCUGAGGGCCAAACUAAAGGCGCUCACCCAGCUCACUCAGGCCAGGGCUCAGUGCCUCAGCCGCUGCAUCCGUCCACCAUGGAGGCACGGACAUAUAACCAGCUCAGGGCAGGCUACAGAUGGGAGCGCCAGCUGGUCUUCCGGAGUAAGCUCACCAUGCACACGGCUUUUGAUCGCAAGGACAACGCUCACCCAGCCGAGAUCACCUCCCUCGCCAUCUCCAAGGACCACAGUAAAAUCCUGGUAGGUGACGGCCGUGGCAGAGUGUUUAGCUGGUCGGUCAGCGACCAGCCCGGCCGUUCGGCAGCAGACCACUGGGUGAAGGACGAGGUGGUGGACAGCUGCUCCGGCUGCACGGUUCGCUUCUCGCUUACUGAGCGACGCCACCAUUGUAGGAACUGCGGACAGCUCUUCUGCCAGAAGUGCAGUCGCUUCCAAUCGGAGAUCAAACGGCUGAAGAUCUCGUCACCUGUGCGUGUUUGUCAGAACUGUUAUUACAACCUCCAGCAUGAGCGAAGCGUCGAGGACGGCUGCAGAAACUGAGCUCCACGUCCACCCGCCGCCAGCCCCAAAACAAGCCCCUCCUGAGGACCCGGGAAGCAUUUCAUUCCUCUAUCCGACUUCCCUCUGCAUCUCCCGAAACUCCUUCCCCUUUAAACCCUCAGUAACCACGUGCACUGUACCGCACUGACAGGGUGUCGCAGGAGGGAGCGACUCAAGUACGGCGGCGGAGCUCAGCAAAGGAGAACGGAUGUGAACGAGGACAACGGGUCACAAAGAACAUGGAAAGAAACUCAGUCCCCACUUUUACCACCGGCACUCACCUGGAGCGGAGGGAAAAAACGCAGCACGCACGAAUCAGUCAUCCACCAUCUUUGCUUAGAGAUCGAGAAACAGGCAAAACUCCUUCAGCUUUCACAGCAGGAUGAUAAAAGACAAAAACUUGUUGAUAGUGUAAAUAGGUAUCACGGCCUUUUUAACUCUAAAAGGAGCAAACACAGAACAAAAGAUAAGGUCAAUGAAGUAAAAAGAAAUGCCUGUAACAUAGCGUUGUGACUAACCACUCCUGGCUUUAAAAAAACAGAAAAACGAUUGUGUGUAGUCUGCGUCACGAGUCACAGCGAGAGUAACACGGAGGGAGGGAGAUGAAUGUCCAUAAUUAAUGUCUCUGGGUUGACCGUACUAGUGGGUCUAGUUAUGCAAAAUGACUUCUUUAUAAUUUCCCGAUCGUUUUGUUGUUUACAGACCUGUGAUUUAUUCUGAGUGUCAAACCGUCGCCACGCGGACAGAGAGGUUGACUCUCUGAUUGUCGUUUCCUCUUUUUUAUUGCCAAACUGUUUUCUCGUGUCAGUUAUGAUGUUUAAUUUUUAACAUGUCAUCUGUUCAGUCCUUUUUUCCCAUUUGGAGAUUUUUUAUUUUAUUUUAGUUACUGCUGCUUUCUGAGGACUACAAACUUUAUCGUGUUCAGUUUGACUUUGAUCUUUCUUGUUAGAACCAUAUCACUCCUUUCAUUUUGUGGUUCCUUCUGCAUCAUUAUAAUUUGUUAUUAAGAGAAAGAAAAAAAUCGGGUUCAUCUUGUGUAAAAAGGUUAAAAGUAACGCACAUGCGUCCCGUAACUGCACAUUUAGCGUCCAUCGUGUCCUUUCUUUUUUGACCGUACAGCUUUAAAGCAGCUUCUUGAAUGCACACUAAAAAGGGACUUCCUCAUGAACUGUGUUUUGUUUUUUUAUUUAUAGUGUUGGUUUCUAUUGAGGAUUUGCUGGAUUUUUACUCCCCUGUGGCAUUAUCACAGCAGCUCUCAACACUCGUUAUCCUCACUUGCUGGAGCUGCAGCCAAGCACCUUUUUAAAGAGAUGUUUCAGAGGAUAUGUGGACGUUGGAGGAGGUGUAAAUAGUCACGUAGGCCGUUGGACUUUUAAUAAAUCUUGGCGUGUUUUGUCUUUAAAGGUAAAGACUAGGCCAGACAGACUUGCAGAGUAUUCUUGCUUCGCUUUUCUUUACCAUAUUUUACAGUUGGGUAAAGCUGCAGGAGAGCGAGUCUGUAGGUUUCUUUUCCUACCGUUAUAUCAGUGCUGUGACUUCAUAUUCCAUCCUUGUUGCUCCUGCGGUGGAUUUUGAUGUGACACUUUAGACUGAGAGCAUAAAAUGAACCUCGUGCCCUUCAGUUCUUGACAUUAAUAAACCUUUUGACUUGAUCUAACUUGAUUGUAGAGUUGAUUAAUUUAAUGUUUUUCAGACGUCUAAAUUCAUUUGCAGCUUAACUGUUUAAAUGUAAAAGGACUUGGAUUGUUGCACUAACAUAACACGGGACAAACUCAAACCUAUGGGGUGUCAUUUGUGCAAUCAGAUUAGUGACCGUCACUUUAACAGUGACCAAAGAACCCCAAUAAUCAGAUGUGACUCCCUGUGAGCAAGAACUUGGCGAAAGUGGAAAGGAAAAACUCCCUUUUACCGGAAGAACCCUUCAGCAGAACCAGGCUCAGGGAGCAGCGACCGUUAUCUUAUUACUUGAGACCAGAAAUUAAAAUGACUUGAUUCUUCAUUUCAUCUGAAAAGGCAGAAUGUGAAGUACUCAAAGGAGUUCAAACAGUAUAAAAACACGUUUCUCUGCCCCGCUGAGACAGUGAUAUCAGAGGUUUUAUCUGCUUUCAUGUUGUUGAAUGUAACUUGAUCUUUUGUCAACACAAAUCCAUGUUUGGCUCUUUCUGCGUUGAAGACCGCACAUCUCCUCUCCCCUCACUCGGUUUGUGGUUCUGUGGGCAAACUGUGCAUUCAAGAGCUGCUUUCUUUCUUUCUUUGUACGUCCCACAAGUCUUCAGGCAUUUAAUGUUCACCCUCACCGCUCCUUGUAAUAAUAAUAAUAUGCACUCAUGUUAUUGUCCUCCUUUAUAUCAUUCUGCCUUUCUGUACUGUAACUUAGCGUGCAAUCAUGCCAUCCAGCUGAAACGGCCGAGUCGGCUUCUAUCAAUCGAGGAUUCCUUUUGCACCUUCACGUGUACAAAAAGAGGAAAAAAAACAGUCAUGUUUUUAUCGAAUGCAGAUUUUCGUUUUAACUGAAAGGUGCAUUUCACAGCGGAUAAAUGAACUGUACAAAGUAUUUAUGCAAUUAUAACUGGGUUUAGAUUUUCUUUUAUAUAUAAUUAUUGUGAUUUCAGCAAGUUUUGUUACUUGUUGCAUGUCUAUUAACACAGCUGACUUUCUGUGUCAGUGCAUUGUACAUGUUUGGCAUUAGAUUAUCUCUCUUUUUUGCUGGAUUUAUUCUUUUUUUUGUUUUUCUUUGAGGCAUUGUUUGACGGGUCAUACCGAGCGACAGGUUUGUGUACAAAGCCGCAGAUCAUGACCCCGACUCUGGGUGGACUUUUGUACUCUUUAUGGGGGAAAAAAUAAUUAAGGAUUAAUCGAAAGCAAAAAAAGAAAGGAAAAAAAAAAAAGGAGAAAUCUGGAUUAUUUUGGUGGUCUUGUAUUAGACUGCGUUACUACAGUAUCUGGUGUGCAAUCUGUAAUAGCUGAAUGUUCCUUGUAUAUUUGUGUUCACUACAUCCUACGAGAGAAAAAACCCACAGUAGAGUAACCUCCCCGUCCCAAAAUGUUACAAUAAUGCAAUAGAUCUGGUACUUAUUCUUUUUCAUUUCAUUUCAAUAAAAAAUUGCUGUUUCCCA